ACCGAGUCGUCUGCUGUGUGUGUUUGCGUUUAAUACUUCAUUUGUGAAUCGGUUAAAGCUUGAGAGGAGAGAAUCGUGUGUUUUAUCAGAGCUUAAUGAGGAAGUGGGAAUCUUAUCGUGAUAUAUCUUCAUGUGUUUUGUUGGUUGUGUAUAAGCGAGCUACACACGGUGGUAAUUGAAAGCCCUGUUAUUCCCGAAGCGAUGCUUGUUAUGAAAAGCCCGGCUGAGAGCACGUGUAGUGUCAUGUCAGGCGAUGUGAUAUAUUACUACUGAUACUCUAAAAUGUGCACUCGUCAAUUCGCAGUGUAACUACUAAAUCAAUGGAAAUGUGUUGGAACCAUUAUGAAAAAGAAAGCACAUCUCCUCGAAUGAAUCAGAUACUAUUCUGAAGCUAUCAAUUCAAACACGUGGGCGGCACCAGCGACUUAAGUUGUUGACUUGAAAACACAAAAUGGCGUCCCCGACUUUAACGCCGUUAGACAACCCCUUCUUAGCCUCGACCCCGCCUUCGGAGGUCAAUCCGACGUCGCUUCCACCGCCACCGGGCUCGUCAUCGUGCCUGCCAUGGGAGACGGCCCAGAGCAUCGUUUUCCAACUGGCCUCAAUCAUUCUCAUCAUCGCCUUCGCCGCACCUUCCACCAACGGCACCGCCAAGUUAGUCACGCACACUCUCCUCGUGGUGGGCUUCGUGAUCAUGGCAGCGUGGGCGUGGCAGUACAUCUGCGCUCACGACAUUUUUGGCUGGUGCCUUGUUUUCGCUGUUCUCAAUCUAUGCCACACCAUCUAUCUGUCGUGGACUAUGCGCCCGGUGAAUCUCACCCCGGAGCAGCGAGAACUAUAUAACAAAGUGUUCAAAUCAUUUAAAGUGCCAAGACAUGUCUUCAAGAAACUGUGCUACUAUGGAAAAAUCACCUCACUUAAAAUCGGAGAACAUUAUUCCGAGGAAGGCAAAUCGCAGUGCGUUCGCCUAUCAAUGCUUUUAAUGGGAAAAGUUAAAGUCUUCUGUGAAGGCGAGUUUUUACAUCACAUUGUGGAAAGGCAAUUCUUAGAUUCACCCGAAUGGGAUUCCUGUGAAAAGAGCGAAAAAGCAGAGUUUUUUCAGGUGACUCUAACGGCUUCUACCUACUGUCGAUACAUCACAUGGCAUCGUGAUCAGCUGCACGACUUCCUAGAGAACGAACCCUACCUGAAGCAGGUCUUUACCAACCUCAUCGGAAGCGAUAUCAGCAAGAAGCUCUUCAUGUUGACUGAGCGGAACCUCAACCAAAAGGGUGGGCGAGCGGACAUUAGACUACCAAGUGCAGGUCGACGUCCAGCUAACAAUUACGAUAUGUCGGGCCACCUGGCCGCGGGUACACGAGGGGCUUGUGGUACUGGGAUACCGGUCAUUCACCGGACCAGUGCUGGCGAUGACCGGCCCAUUGGACGAUCAGGGAGAGAAAUCGUACCUGUGUAACGGUGAUGACGUCGUGAUCGACCUCGAACCGGGUUCAAUGACGACGAUGAUGUAGAGAGGCAGAUGCGACGUCAGACCCCACUUCUUCCACGAGCCCGUUGAACACGGAAGAUUUCUCAAGAAUGUGUCGUCCAUUGUAAGGAUGAUAAGCUUAAAGAGGCGAUGAUUUGAACUUUGACCUCGAAGGAAACGGUUCACCGUUAUGAAUGUUAUAAAGGUCACUGAACUGUCACGGCAACGUGGGUGAAUCAAUGAUAAGUUGCCACAAAAAAAUCAAAUAACAAGCCUACCUGGGUAAUGACACAUUUUCAAUUGUGAGGCCGUUUGACAACAGAUACGGCACAUUUUCACGUCAUAAAGAUUUGUCAAUUGAAAUGAUGAUUUGAAGUGUUUAUGUGUUUUAUUUUUAAACAUCCCAUAUGGCAUUUAUGAGUUGUAAGGUACUGUAAGCGCUCGGGUUGGUUUUACUUGGUAUGAUGUUUUAGAAGAAGGCGUUAUCAGCAUCACUUUUCCCUUGCUAAUUACUAUAUAUAUCUAUAUAUCCAUAUAAAUAAUAAAUAUUAAAUACAUUUUCAAUAAAACAAAGGUUAUAUUAAGUAAAAUAUUAUAAUCUGUAAAGAGUCUGGAAACUUUCAUGCAUUAACUAUUUCAACUCGGGCGGUAACUCUGUGCCAAAGAAAUUGAUAUUGUGUCCUUUUGGCACUGUCGGUAGAUAGUUAAGCCUCAUGUAAAGAUAUUACUAAAUGAUAAGUAUUCAGUAUUGGAAUAUAAUGUAGUAAAAUAAGAUUUCAUCGCCAACCGCCUUUAAACUUGUGUAGACUGUGAACUACCCUUUUUAUUAUAAUUUUUACGAUUUGCUUUUCUGUGUUCUUCUUUGAUUCAGCUGACUAUAGUAAUGGUCAUAAGUGGGAAAACAACCGCAAACGACAACAUUUGGUGAAGAUUCCCAGAUCUCCCUUAUUUUACGUUCUGACGUACUAUAAAUUGUUCAGUUAUUUUAAGUUAAAGAUGACGAAUAUACAUUUGCUGUGAACAGAAUCGAUAAGUUUUUAAAGUGGCAUCCCAUUUCUUAUAUUCAUUAUAACAUUAUAUUGAUAUCAGUCCAUUUCUACCUUUAAGUGUCCUAUAUUAUUUUCGAUUUUGCCAGUGUACAUGUCACUUAUUUUAAUUUUCUUUUUAUAAUAGAGCUUUGUUAGAGUGCAGUAAUAUUAAACAUAGUACAAUAGAGCAAUCGGAAGUAAGACAGAUUACUCGAAGAAGAUGGCAGAAUAGUGAUAAUAGUGACGAUAAUGGUUUUGUUUUUAUCCAAAACCGCCGUCUGAAGCGCGAAGGGUCUGUUAUAACUGAUUUAAAACAGGCUGUUGUUGGUAAUGGUGUUGAUAAUGGUGUUGAUAAUGGUGUUUUGACAUUAAUCAUUUCAAACUAAACCCUUUGUGUGAUAUAUAGAUAUAUUGAUCGAUGUAUCACGUUUGCAUCUUCGAUAAGGAAAGGCAGGUGCAAGAUAGUUAUUAAUUUAUCUUUCUCACGCGACAGAUUACGAUGGAUACCGAACAUUAAUUAACAACGAAAAUAGUUAAAGGUACUCACGCACGAACCGAUUUCUGCAACUGACUGAGGUGCCGCUGCCGCCAUCAUGGCUUUCCCAUGUUCUGCGAUUGGCUUUGAAGAUUAUGUCAACAGAAACAAAUAGUGCAGUCUUAUCAACACACAAAAAUGGAGCAUCACUCACCAGCAAUCGUGUCGUUGAAUACUGCCUUUUAAUUGUGUAGUUUGGGUGCGUCCAUCUUUGGCUAUCAACUUUAUCACCUUCAUACAAUUUAUUGAUAAAAUGCGUGGGCUUAUCGCACAUAAUCCAAGAUUUACCG
This is a messenger RNA of Strongylocentrotus purpuratus (purple sea urchin), 3321 nucleotides long. It is a transcript of the gene popdc3, whose product is annotated as popeye domain-containing protein 3. The record is from RefSeq and is a predicted model, not a curated record. Bases 452 to 1456 code for a protein of 334 amino acids. Gene Ontology annotation, cellular component: sarcolemma. The transcript is spliced from 6 exons. NCBI's taxonomy places the organism in Eukaryota, Metazoa, Echinodermata, Echinoidea, Camarodonta, Strongylocentrotidae. Gene Ontology annotation, molecular function: cAMP binding.